UGCAAUGGAGAGCACAAACGCAGGUAGCGGCAGCGCAGAGCAGACGACGCCAUUGGUGCACGGUGGGGAUGAAGGACUGGGAGCGGGGAUGAGGGUGAUGGUGGCCAUCGACGAAAGCGACUGGAGCUUCGAAGCGCUCAAAUGGGCACUUGACCAUCUCUUUCUCAACGCACCAAGCACGGUGGAAGGCGAUGAGGGGGUGGCAGGGACGGUGACGUUAGUCCACGUCACGCAGCCGUUUCAGCCCUAUGUGUACCCUGUCGGGCCUGGUGGAGCAGUCUAUUAUCCACCCACGUCGGUGAUGGAGUCGGUUAAGAAAGCUCAGGAGGAGACCUCUGCUUCCAUUCUCUCCCGCGCUUUGCAGAUUUGUAAGGACAAGAUGGUCAAAGCAGAAGCGGUGCAUCUCAGUGGAGAUCCAAAGGAGGUCAUUUGUGAAGCCACAGAGAAGAUGCAUGUCGAUCUUCUUGUUGUAGGUAGUCGUGGUCUGGGCAUGUUCAAGAGAGCAUUCUUAGGAAGUGUGAGCAACUACUGUGCACAUCAUGCAGCAUGUCCGGUCAUGAUCGUAAGGCCACCAAUGGGCUCUGGACCAAGGGUGUCUGCAUCAUCUCCAAAGUAA
Messenger RNA from Argentina anserina (silverweed cinquefoil), 616 nucleotides. RefSeq lists its product as uncharacterized. The coding region runs from base 5 to 616 and encodes 203 amino acids. NCBI's taxonomy places the organism in Eukaryota, Viridiplantae, Streptophyta, Magnoliopsida, Rosales, Rosaceae. The transcript is spliced from 3 exons. The record is from RefSeq and is a predicted model, not a curated record.